This is a messenger RNA of Oryctolagus cuniculus (rabbit), 2400 nucleotides long. RefSeq names its product mitochondrial ribosomal protein S33 (gene MRPS33). NCBI's taxonomy places the organism in Eukaryota, Metazoa, Chordata, Mammalia, Lagomorpha, Leporidae. Gene Ontology annotation, cellular component: mitochondrion. The record is from RefSeq and is a predicted model, not a curated record.
CCGGGCCCCUCACCGGGGCUGCGCUCUAGCCGCGCUCUUCCGCUUCUCUACUGCUCCCCGUGGCCGGCGUCGGGGCCGGAGCGCGAAGCCGGUCGGGGCGGGCCUUCCGGGGGCGGGCCUUCGGGGCCGCGGCGCGGGGGUGAGGAAGGUCGGGUGCAGAUACUCUUGCUCCUUGCUGCCCAAGAAAUGUCUUCGCUUUCAGAAUAUGCCUUGCGCAUGACUCGGCUGAGUGCCCGGCUGUUUGGAGAAGUUGCCAGGCCCACUGACUCCAAGUCUAUGAAAGUGGUGAAACUGUUCAGUGAGCAGCCGCUGGCCAAGAGGAAGGAGACUUACGACUGGUAUCCCAAUCACAACACGUACUUUGCGCUCAUGGGGAUCCUCCGUUUUCAUGGCCUCUACAGAGAUGAGCACCAAGAUUUUAAGGAGGAGCAAGUACGUCUGAAGAAGCUGCGUGGGAAGGGGAAACCCAAGAAAGGAGAAGGGAAGAGAGCCACGAAGAAGAAGUAGUGCUGGCCUUGGAGAGAGAGCUGCUCAGGACGGAGAGGAAAGCGUGUGUCUGCGCGGAUGCCUCGUUCCCCUCGGAGCGUAGCUGGAGGAACACGCUCACCAUGCCCACGUCUGACCCAGGGAAGCACUCUGAUUCUGCAGAAUUACUCGGUGCUGGCUUUAUAAUCUCAUGUUCACCUAACUGAUGAAAUGGAUAUAAAAAUUGCUGUCUGAUGACUUGUUUGGGGCGGGAGUAGAGGGAAGCCUCCUUGAGUGUCAGAGUUUCCUCCUCACUCUUCCUGCCUCCCCACUGACUUAACCCUGACUUCUUUCCUCUCUGCCAUUCAGCCACUGUCUCCACCUCCAAGCCCACAAACUCUGCCUCUCCACCUGCUCCUCUGAGAAUACCUAAUAAGAAAUGGGUGGAUUAAAAAACCAGCUGAAAGAGUAUUGAAUACCUGUUUACUGUGCAGAAGGUAUUAGGCCCUACUAGUGCAGUGGUUAACAAGAGAAGCAAGCCUUAUCUCAUAGAACUUUCAAUCCUAUGGAAGAGACUACUACUUAAUUAUUACUACUAUUACUUAAAAUUGUAUUAAAUGCUACAAAAGAAAAAGCCAGACUCGGGGGCCAGCGCCUGCCAUGCCAGCAUCCCAUGUGGGUGCUGGUUCAAAUCCUGGUUGCUCCACUGCCGAUCCAGCUCUCUGCUAUGGCCUGGGAAGGCAGUGGAGGAUGGCCCAGGUCCUUGGGCCCCUGGACCCGCAUGGGGGAACGGUGGGGGAAGCUCCUGGCUUCUGGCUUUGGAUUGGUGCAGCUCCCGUUUCAGCCAUUUGGGGAAUGGGCAAGCAGAUGGAAGACCUCUCCCUCCCCCUCCUCCUCUCUCUCCCCCCUCCUCUCUCUCCUCCUCUUCCUUUCUCUUUGUAAUUCUGACUUUCAAAUAAAUAAAUCUUUAAAAAAAAAUAAGAAAAAGCCAGACUUCUUUGAAAGUAUGAAUUAAUGGCUAGAUGGAUCCAAAGAGAGCCAAAGCCCAAAACUCAUUUGAGCUUAAGGACAGCCUCACUGAAGAAAUGUUUAGGGGGUGGCACUGUGGCGUAGUGGGCUAAGCCGCACCAGCAUCCCAUGUGAAUGCUGGUUCAAGUCCCAGCUGCUCUACUUCCGAUGCAGCGCCCUGCUAAUUCUCCUGGGAAAGAAGCAGAAGAUGCCCAAGUCCUUGGGCCCCUGCACCCAUGUGGGAGACCGGAGACCAGACAAAGCUCGUGGCUCCUGGCUUCAGCCUGGCCCAGCCCUGGCCAUUGUGGCCAGUUGGGGAGUGAACCAGAAGAUAGAAGAUCUCUGCCUUGCCCUCUUUCUAACUCUUUCAAAUAAGUAAAUCUUUUUUAAAAAAGACCUUUAGGCUGAGCCUCAAAGGCUAAAUUAGAGCCAGAUGAGUGUCAAUUGGUCUAGUUAAGACACUAGUGUCAGUUUUGUGGCACAACAAGUUAAGCCAUCACCUGUGAUGCCAGCAUCCCAUAUUAGCACAGGUUCAAGUCCCAGCUGCUCCACUUCUGACCCAGCUCCCUGCUAAUGUGCCUAGGAAAACAGCAGAAGGAGGCAUGAGUGCUUGGAGCCCUGCACCCACGUGGGAGGCCCAGAUGGGAGUUUCUGGCUCCUGUCAUCAGCCUGACCCAGGCCUGGCCAUUGUGGCCAUCCAAUAGAUGGAAGAUCUCUGCCUCUCUAACUCUGCCUUUGAAAUAAAUUAAUCUUAAAAAAAAAAUACAUGGAAACACCAUGUCUCAGUACCUGUGUCUGCUCCCUGGCUCUGGCUCAGCCCCCACCCUGGGAAGCAGUGGUGGCAGCACAAGUGAUUGGGUCCCUGUCGGCUGUGUGGAGGAGCUGGCUCAGGGCACUGGGGGAGUGAACUAGCAGAUAGGAGUCUCU